Molecule: messenger RNA, 195 nt
Organism: Malassezia pachydermatis
Lineage: Eukaryota; Fungi; Basidiomycota; Malasseziomycetes; Malasseziales; Malasseziaceae
Exons: 2
Coding region: 1-195 (64 amino acids)
Source: RefSeq, a predicted model, not a curated record
AUGUGGAAAUACCAUCGUAUGAGCGGCUAUACAUUUAUUGCUCUCAUCACUACGGAGCUUCUUCUUGCUUUCUGGGAAGUAAAAUGGAUCUGGCGCGUGGCUACUGUGCCUCUGAUGCUGUGUGCAACUAUCCUAAUCGUUCUCAUGGCUUACGGCAUGAUCAUGCGUAUUCGUCCAUCAAAGAUGGGAUUUUAA